AUGGCAGAUGCUUUAACGCUUUUCACGUCCAUUGGACUGAGUGAGCAGAAGGCGAAGGAAACUUUGAAGAACGAGGCACUGAGUGGAGCUCUCAAAGACGCCAUUGGUCAGGCACAAAAGGCACAUGGAGGGUCUGUGGACAAAGCUAUAGGGAUUCUCCUCUACAGCAUGGCCUCUCGUCUCAAAGACACAAAACGCCUGUCAUUCCUCACCGAAAUGAUUGCUCAUCGUAGGAUCACGACAGAGCUGCAGCUGGCAGCGGCGUUGGAAUUUGUGAAGAGCAACCCCAAAGAUCCAAUUAACCAGAAGCAAUUUGAAGAGGAUUGUGGAUUGGGCGUGAUCAUAACACCAGAGCAAAUCGAAGAAGCAGUGGAAUCUGUUAUUAAGAAGCACAAAGAACAGCUGUUGAAGGAUAGGUACCGCUUCAAUAUGGGACUGUUAAUGGGUGAUGCUCGCUCUGCUCUUAAAUGGGCAGAUGGAAAAGUAAUCAAAAACGAAGUGGAUAUGCAGGUGCUCCAUCUCCUCGGACCCAAGACCGAAUCUGACCUUGAGAAGAAACCCAAGGCUCCUAAAGCAAAAGCUGACAAUGAUGUGAAAGUAAAGAAAGAGGAAGCCUCUGUAAAUGGUGAUGCAGCAUUUGAAGGGAAAUCUCUAAUGGAGCAGCUGAGAGGAGAAGCCCUAAAGUUCCAUAAACCAGGCGAGAACUUCACAACUGAGGGUUACGUGGUUACUCCAAACACGAUGGAACUUUUGAAAAAACAUCUGGAAUUUACAAAAGGACAGAUUCGAACCCGUUUUCCACCAGAGCCCAAUGGCAUUCUUCAUAUUGGGCACGCUAAAGCCAUCAACUUUAAUUUUGGGUAUGCCAAGGCGAACAGUGGAAUCUGCUUCUUAAGAUAUGAUGACACAAAUCCAGAAAAAGAAGAGGAAAAAUACUUCACUGCUAUAAAGGACAUGGUUGAAUGGCUCGGCUACAAACCAUAUGCAGUAACCCACGCUUCCGACAACUUCCAGAAACUAUAUGAUCUUGCGGUGGAGUUAAUACGUCGAGGCCAUGCGUAUAUCUGCCAUCAGAAGGGCGAGGAGCUGAAGGGUCACAACCCACCCCCCUCUCCGUGGCGGGAUCGUCCCAUUGAAGAAUCACUGGUUUUGUUUGAGCGAAUGAAGAAAGGGCUGUUUGCAGAAGGAGAGGCGACACUUCGGAUGAAAAUGGUGAUGGAGGACGGAAAGUCGGACCCAGUCGCCUACAGGAUAAAAUACACGCCACAUCACAGGACCGGAGACGAAUGGUGCAUCUAUCCCACAUAUGACUACACUCAUUGUCUGUGUGAUUCCAUUGAAAACAUCACACACUCUCUCUGUACCAAAGAGUUUCAAGCAAGACGAUCGUCCUACUACUGGUUGUGCAAUGCCCUGGAUGUGUACUGCCCUGUGCAGUGGGAAUACGGCCGUCUGAACCUCACCUACACUGUUGUGUCCAAGAGGAAAAUCAUUAAGCUUGUGGAAACUGGAGUGGUCAGAGACUGGGAUGAUCCUCGUCUCUUCACUUUGACAGCGCUGAGACGACGGGGUUUCCCAGCAGAGGCGAUCAACAACUUCUGUGCACGAGUUGGAGUCACCGUUUCUCAGACGACCACAGAGCCGCACCUCUUGGAGUCUUGUGUGAGAGAAGUGUUGAAUGAAGCUGCUCCUCGGGUGAUGGCCGUGCUCGAGCCACUCAAAGUCACCAUCACUAACCUGCCAGAGGAUUUUAGGUUGGACGUAACUGUUCCAGACUUUCCUGCAAACGAGGCCAGAGGCAGCCACAAAGUUCCCUUCACGAGAACUGUCUACAUCGAGCAGAGCGACUUCCGAGAGGUGAUGGAGAAGGGAUACAAACGUUUAACACCAGAACAACCAGUUGGCCUAAGACAUGCAGGGUACAUCAUAAAUACUCAGAAGGUUAUCAAGGAUGCGCAGGGAAAUGUGGUUGAGCUGGAGGUGACCUGCUCGAGUUCGGUUUCAGCGGAGGCAAAUCAAAAACCAAAAGCGUUCAUUCACUGGGUCAGCGAGCCCUUGACUUGUGAAGUGCGGCUCUACGAGAGACUGUUUUUGCAUAAGCAUCCUGAAGAUAGUUCUGAGGUACCUGGCGGUUUCCUGACUGACAUUAACCCUAACUCCCUGCAGACUAUUAGCAGUGCCUUCUUAGAUACAUCAGUGAAAGGAGCCAAAGUGUUUGACAAAUUUCAGUUUGAGAGGGUUGGGUAUUUCUCACUUGAUCCUGACAGCACAUCAGACAAGCUCGUCUUCAACAGAACAUCGCACAGUAAAAGAGUUGCUGUAUAUUGCUUACGAGUGAUGAAUAACUCUCUCGAUGGCACAGGCUCCUAUGAGGAGCUGGUUCGACAGAAGGCUCGUAGCAUCCCUCAACAUCGCAUGAAGGAGUUCCUGGAGUCUUUGGCCAAUAAGGGUCCUGAUGCCCUGCAGGAGUUCACCCAGCACAGUGAUGUUGCUACUACAACCACUAUGGUGUAUCAACAAGACACUAACUGCAUUUACACAGACAGUACAGAGGUUGCUGGUUCACUUCUUGAACUGGCUUGCCCGGUGCAAGUUCAAGUCCAGUCACAGCAGCAGCAAAUACAAGAGGUAACUUCACAACAACAGAAUGUCCAAGUCCAGGGCACAGAGCAGAUUGUACAGGUACAGAUAGCCCAACAACAGGGUCAGAUGCUGGGUCAGGUUCUUCAAGUUCCCACUGGUUCCCACCAACAGCUUCAAGGUUUUACAACGGCACAGCUGAUUCAACCUGGGGAGCUCACAGAGGAACAGCACCAACAGCUCCAAGCUCAGCUAGCAGCUGCUGUAGCAGGAGGCCAGCAGAUUCAGAUACAAACUGUUGGAGCUUUGUCUCCAACUCAACAGGACAAUGAUCGGAGGAUACUGGGAACAACUGUUGCCACAUCUCAAGGAGCUGGUGUUUUACAGCCUGCAAAGAAGCGCAAAGUGGACAUGCCGAUCACAGUGUCUUAUGCUCUGCCUGGUCAGCAGGUAGCCACAGUACUGGCCAUCCCUCAAGGCCAAGGUCAGCAGCAGAGUUACGUGUCCCUGCGCCCGGACCUCUUAACGCUCAUGAAUGGGAACAUCCACAUCCCAGUGGCAGUCCAGGGCUACUCCAACACUCAGUCUCUGAUCUGGGACCCUCAGCAGCAGGUGUUGCACACACAAGGACUGACGGGCCACGAGGCUCAACAACUGCAGACUGUGGCAGUAGCAGAAGUGGAUGGUCAACAGCAAGUACAUGUUCAGGAGCUGCUGCUUCCAGCAACUCUGAAGCCAGAAGAAGGACUUGAGGUGUGGCGUCUGUGGGCUCAAAGGAAGAAUGCUGACUUGGAAAAAUCUGAUUCAAAUAAACUUGCUCCAAUUGGAAGGCGCCAGGCCUUGCGCUUCCAGGAGGAUUUGGUGUCUUGUGCUGUAGCGGAGCUCUGCUUGGGCCUGAGCUAUAUGACGACUGAAGCCCGUGGGAUGGAAGGAGAGUCAUAUGAGGCCGAUGUUAUUUAUUACGUCUUUCUCUGCAUGCAAAAAUAUCUUUUCGAUAAUGGUCGAGUGGAUGACAUUUUCUCAGAUCAGUACUACGCACGGUUUAGUCAAAGUUUGCACCAGAUUUUGGAGCCAUGGAGACCAACUGUUCAUCAACUAGGUUAUGUCAUUCCCAGUCAUGUGACUGAGGAGAUGUUGUGGGAAUGCAAACAGCUCGGAGCUCACUCCCCGUCAACGUUACUUACAACUCUAAUGUUCUUCAACACAAAAUAUUUUCACCUUAAAACAAUAGAUCAACAUUUAAGAGUGGCCUUUUCCAAAGUGCUGAGACAUACACGAAAGAGUCACAGUAACCCUAAAGAUAAAACCACCAGUAUACGGUUCCUGAGGGCCACAGAGCGGUUCAUUGGGCAGAAGGUGACAGACGACAUGUAUUGUGAGCAAGUGGAGGACCCUGACAAUCCCCUGAGAUGUCCCAUAAAGCUGUAUGAUUUCUACCUCUUUAAAUGCCCACAGAGUGCUAAAGGCCGGAAUGACACGUUUUACCUGACGCCAGAGCCCGUAGUGGCCCCCAACAGUCCCAUCUGGUACUCUACUCAGCCCAUCCCUAAAGAGCAUCUGGAGCAGAUGCUGGCGCGCAUCCUUGUCGUGCGAGAAAUCCAGGAAGCCAUUGCCUUAUCCGAGCAUCAGUAG
Molecule: messenger RNA, 4212 nt
Organism: Knipowitschia caucasica
Lineage: Eukaryota; Metazoa; Chordata; Actinopteri; Gobiiformes; Gobiidae
Source: the annotation of a GenBank genome assembly